Lolium rigidum is the source of this 4002-nucleotide messenger RNA. Its product is annotated as putative disease resistance RPP13-like protein 1. The record is from RefSeq and is a predicted model, not a curated record. NCBI's taxonomy places the organism in Eukaryota, Viridiplantae, Streptophyta, Magnoliopsida, Poales, Poaceae. Gene Ontology annotation, molecular function: ADP binding. Gene Ontology annotation, biological process: defense response to other organism. The coding region runs from base 1 to 3861 and encodes 1286 amino acids. The transcript has 2 exons.
AUGGCGGCAGUGGCCUUAGCUGCCUUAAGAUUGGCUUCAUCUCCGGUCUUGAUGAAGCUCCUUGCUAAUGCUUCAACAUUCCUUGGAGUGGAUAUGGCGCGUGAGCUCCAUGAACUGGAGACCAUUAUGAUGCCGCAGUUCGAGCUGGUGAUUGAAGCAGCAGACAAGGGGAACCACAGGCUCAAGUUGGAUAAAUGGCUUCAGGAACUCAAAGAAGCCUUUUACCUGGCCGAGGACUUGAUGGAGGAGCAUGAGUACAACCUCCUCAAGCGCAAAGCAAAAGGGAAGGAUUCCCUGCCGGCCGAUGCCUCCUCCAUCAGCAACACUCUAAUGAACCCUCUGCGUGCUGCAUCGAGCAGGCUCUCCAAUCUGAGCUCAGAAAACAGAAAUCUAAUUAGCCAGCUGAAACAACUGAAGGCUACCCUGGCGAAAGCCAAGGACUUCCGUGAACUGCUCUGCUUACCAGCUGGUUCUAAAAUUGCAGGGAGCCCCACCGUACCAUCAGCUUCUGCUGUUCCCGAGGCUACAUCACUGCUACCUCUGAAAGUGAUUGGCCGUGACAAGGAUUGCGAUUGUAUAGUAGAUCGUCUUACCAAGACAACUGGUACUGUAGCUAGUACAGAUAUGUUCUCGGGUUUGGCCAUUGUUGGAGUUGGAGGUAUGGGAAAGUCCACAUUGGCACAGCUUGUUUACAAUGACAAGAGGGUAAAAGAAUAUUUUGAUAUGACAAUGUGGGUAAGCAUCUCACGCAAACUUGACGUCCGUCGUCAUACGCGUGAGAUCAUCGAGUCCGCCUCACAGGGUGAAUGCCCACGCAUUGAUAACCUUGAUACUCUGCAGCGCAAGUUGACAAACAUACUGCAGGAAUCAGGGAAAUUCCUGCUUGUGUUGGAUGAUGUCUGGUUUGAACCUGGCAUGGAGACGGAAUGGGAGCAACUGUUAGCUCCUCUUGUUUCCCAACAGACGGGAAGCAAAGUUUUGUUAACUUCUCGACGGCAUACAUUUCCAGCUGCUCUUUGCUGUGAAGAUGUGUUUCCACUAGAAAACAUGGAAGAUACUCAGUUCUUGGCACUCUUCAAACACUAUGCGUUCUCCGGAACAGAAAACAGAGAUCCGCUAUUGCGGGAAAGGCUCGAAGAUUUUGCAGAGAAGAUUGCCAAAAGGCUUGGGCAAUCCCCUUUGGCGGCAAAAGUUGUGGGUUCCCGGUUGAAAGGGAAAACGCAUAUCACUGCAUGGAAGGAUGCUCUAACUAUAAAGAUUGACAAAUUAAGUGUUCCCAUGAAAGCUCUGUUAUGGAGUUAUGAGAAGUUAGAUCCAUGCCUUCAGAGGUGCUUCCUAUAUUGCAGCUUAUUUCCGAAAGGCCAUAAUUAUGUUAUUGAUGAGUUGGUUCAUCUUUGGAUGGGAGAGGGCCUUUUUGACUCAUCUAACCCAAACAAUAGAGUGGACGAUAUUGGGAGGGAUUGCUUCAAUGAGAUGAUCUCUGUUUCCUUCUUUCAACCAGUCUAUGAUAAAUACAUUCGCUACUAUGUUAUGCAUGAUCUCCUUCAUGAUCUGGCGGAAUCACUCUCUAAAGAAGACUACUUCAGAUUGGAAGAUGAUAAGUUGACAGAAAUACCCUACACUGUUCGACAUCUAUCUGUUCGUGUUGAUAGUAUAAAGCAACAAAGGCAAAGUAUCAGCAAGCUACAUCAUUUACGCACUUUUAUCUGCAUAGACCCCCUAAUGGAUGAUGUAAGUGACCUUUUCAAUCAGAUAAUACAGAGCAUGAAGAAGUUGCGUGUACUAUGUUUGUCAUCUUACAGCAGUAGUAAGUUGCCAGAAUCUGUUGGUGAGUUGAAGCAUCUUCGGUACUUGAACAUCAUUAGAACACUGAUUACUGAAUUACCAAGAUCUCUAUGUACUCUUUACCACUUGCAGUUUCUUCGGUUAAAUGGCCAAGUUGAGAGCUUGCCUAAGAAACUCUGCAAUUUGAGGAAGUUACGGCAUCUUGAACGGCAUGAUGAUCGAGUAUACAGGCCAUACAGGCAAGCACUGCCUCAAAUUCCUAACAUUGGCAAGCUAACUUCGCUUCAACAACUCGAGGAAUUUUCUGUGCAAAAGAAAAAGGGAUAUGAGUUGCAACAACUGAGGGACAUGAACAAGAUUUGUGGCAGUUUAACUGUCAAAAAUCUUGAGAAUGUCGCUGGGAAGGAUCAGGCCUUGGAGUCGAAGCUGCACCAGAAAAUUCAUCUUGACAACUUGAAACUUGUCUGGAGUUGCAAGAAUAAAACGAAUUCAGAAGAUAAUUUACAUUUGGAGAUUUUAGAAGGCCUAAUGCCACCGCCUCAACUUGGAGGCCUUACAGUUGAUGGUUAUAAAUCAUCCAAAUAUCCGGUCUGGUUACUUGAUGGUUCAUAUUUUGAGAAUUUGUAUUCUUUAAGCUUUGUUAAUUGCUGUGCAUUACAAAGCCUGCCAUCCAAUACUGAGCUAUUUGGGAAUUGCACUUCACUUUCCCUCUGCAAUGUGCCAAACCUGAAGACAUUAUCUUGUCUUCCCCAAGGACUUGAAUCUUUAGAAGUAGAAAAAUGCCCACUGCUUAUAUUUAUUUCCAACGAUGAGCUGGGACAUUAUGAUCAGAGAGAGAAUAUCAUGAGGACAGACCACUUGGCAUCACAACUUCGUUUAAUCUGGGAGGUGGAUUCAGGAUCAGACAUUAGGAGUGUUCUCUCGUCGGAACAUUCAUUUCUAAAGAAGUUGGUGAUAUUGAUGCAUGCUGACGUGUCACAUGUUGAAAACCUUGGAAGUGCUCUAGAAAGAGAUAAAGGUGAACCAUUGGUUAAAGAGGAUAUCAUCAAGGCAUGGAUAUACUGUCACGAGCAGAGGAUGGGACUCGUGCAUGGAAAGAGCACUAUUGGGCUGCCACUGGUUCCACCAUCAGAUCUUAGUAAACUAUAUCUUUCAUCAUGUAGUAUUACAGAUGAAGCUUUAGCUAUUUGCCUUGAUGGCCUGGUUUCACUGAGAGUAUUGUCCUUACAUGAGAUUAUGACUUUAACUACACUUCCUUCGGAAGAGGUACUCCAACGUUUGACAAAACUUGACAUCUUGGUCCUCAGAUCUUGCUGGUGUCUCAGGUCAUUGGGGGGCUUAAGAGGUGCUACCUCUCUUUCAAGAGUUAAAUUGUAUUCCUGCCCUUCUUUAGAAUUAUCAUGUGGAUCAGAAUGUUUGCCAUCAUCCCUUAAGAGCCUCAGCGUAUCCUAUUGCAUGCUCACAGCUGACUUCCUCUGUACUGACUGGCCACACAUGGAACAAAUCGUCAUAAUCAAGUGCAGAAGCACCGCAUGCUUGUCAUUUGGCAGUCUUACCUCUGUUAAGAGAUUCUCACUCUAUCACUUACCGGAUUUAUGUACGCUGGAAGGAUUGUCUUUGCUGCAACUUGAAGGGUUACAUUUGAUUGAUGUUCCAAAACUCACCCCCGAGUGUAUGUCACAGUUUCGUGCCCAGGUAGCACUCUAUGUUAGCAGUACCAUAAUACUCAACAACAUGCUCCCGGCUGAAGGUUUCACAGUUCCAGCAUUUCUCUCUGUGGAAGGUUGCCGCGAACCAUUCAUUUCAUUCGACGAAUCCACAAAUUUCACAUCUGUCAAAAGGCUGAGAUUCUGUAAUUGUCAAAUGACUUCCCUGCCAGCAAAUCUGAACUGCUUCUUUAAUCUGAAGAAUCUCGACAUCUACGACUGCCCUAACAUGACAUCUUUACCAGAUCUGCCAUCCUCCCUCCAACACAUAUGUGUACGGGGUUGUGAACUCUUGAAUGAAAGCUGCCGGGCACCUGAUGGAGAAAGUUGGCCAAAGAUCGCGCAUAUCCGCUGGAAGGAAUUUAGUUGAAGCGUGACACUUACAAACAAAUGGAAAGGUAAAGCUCCCAUCGGCCACAUUGGAACUCCAAGAGCGCGUGAACCGUGAGAUCGUCAUCGUGCGGCUGACCAGCAAUCUCGCGUCCCACGCGGUAGGUCUUCAGUCUCUGCG